Molecule: messenger RNA, 12057 nt
Organism: Bacillus rossius redtenbacheri
Lineage: Eukaryota; Metazoa; Arthropoda; Insecta; Phasmatodea; Bacillidae
Gene: sick
Product: protein sickie
Exons: 29
Coding region: 210-5513 (1767 amino acids)
Biological process (GO): neurogenesis; nervous system development
Molecular function (GO): ATP hydrolysis activity; ATP binding
Source: RefSeq, a predicted model, not a curated record
AUGUUUUUAAAUAAUGGGCUGCGAUACGCCCAUACGCACAUGGUUGUAAGAAGGGCGUUUCUCCCUCUUUGUCCUGUCAAAAAUGUUCGUGGUAUUAUUUAAUUUUGGACCAUGAAACUAUACCAAGUAUUGCUUUCUAAGUUACUGCUUUGAGUGUUAUUUCAGUUUAAACAUAGUAAUUGACUUGAAAAAAUAUUUAUUCUUUGUGAAUGGAAGCAAGUUCAUCUUCUCGUGAGAGGGUAGAUUCAAACUCUGCCCUCUCGGGUGGGCAAAGUGGCUCAAGUUCCAAAUGUUUGCCUCAUAGUUUGCGAAAUAAACUUGCGAAAGGUGUGAGUAGUUUGAAGCCAGCCAAGCAAAGUAGUGGCAAGAAAGACAAGACCAAAAUAUCACCAAAGGUACCACGAGCGUUUGGCUGCGGGGGCAGUCGCGAGAGCAAAGAGGAGCCAGAGACGGAUGACAGGCCACGAAGGAGCGUGGAGCCAUCGAAAAUGAAAGUUCGAACGAGCGAAGAAGCAGAGGCCAGCAGCCUUCCCAAGCAGACGAAGAUCGGUGUGGCGAUGAGGUCUGAUCACCAGAGCCAUUUGAAACAGCGUAGCACAGGUCCCACCGGAAGGUCGACAAGCAAUGUCGCGGAUGCCUCCCCACGGUCCUCUCUGACGUCUUCCAGCAUGGGAUCAUGCGGCGGGAGCAGCAUCCCCAAACCCACCGCAGCAGUGAAAGGUACCAGCAAAAUGGUUAAGGACGACCGCCAGGUGCCGAGUCCCGUCAAGAUCGUGCCCCACAGAUCGGCGGGCGUGGACGGAGGCGGCACACGUCAGUCCGGUGGCAUGAUCAGUGUGGCGCUGGUCUCACCGAUGCCAAAUUUGAUGAGCGAUUCUAACUACCCACAGCAUUGUCGGCAAGUCAAUAGGAAUGCCAUGAUGAAUGCUAAUGUGCAGCAAAAGACUGACAUGAACAACGAAAUUACCAAAAAUUCACCACGAAAAAUUGAAACUACAUUUGACAACUUAGAUAAGGUUAUUACAUACGAAGCACAGCCAGUUCAGUCGAGAGAAACAACCUUCGGGGAAGAUGAUACCAUAAUGAACGUAAAGCCAAUGCAGCCUUUGCUGCGAGGUUAUACGAGAGUUCUGGGGUUGUCUGGUUCACACAUUGUGCCUUCAGGUUUCCAUGAUCGUACACGGAGAUGUAUAAGUCAUUCUAAACAGCUGGAUUAUUCAUUUGAUGGGAAGAGAGGUGUUGGUGAUGGAGGUUACAGAGACCCUGAGAGAGAUGGAGAAAUGAUGACAGGUUACAUGUCAGAUGGUGACAUGCUUAGAACACGAACUAUUUCCGACACUUGCGACGGGUACUUGUCCGAAGGAGGAGCGCCGUUGUACAUGCAGCGCUUCCAUAACCACCCUAACAACUUGGACAUAAGAAAUUCUGAUUUGUCUUCUAUUGCGGAGGGCAAAGGGGAAUUUGUAACGAGAAGAACUACUCCAAGACUGAAGCCACGAACACGUGGAGACGAAACUAAGUUGGGCCCAAGUAGCACAUCUGCUCCAGGAGCUGAUUCAUGCGGUGCUGAGAACACUCAUCCUUCACAGCUGCAUAAGAGGCUGGUGCAAGGAAGUCCGGGAGCGAGCGAGCGGCCGGGCGCCGCGCACAAGGCGCAGGCCACUUUCGGCCCGUCGGAGGUGCCCCAGGUGGUGUACAGGGUGGUGGGGACGCGCUCUCAGGUGAAGAAGGCCGACAGCAGUCAGCAGACCGACAGCGCUGCUUACAGGCAGUGGAAGAAGCAUGGUGAGGGGGGAAGUGGUGUUCGGACAUCCGAAGCUCAACGCGGCAAACCAGAAUUGGAUGUGGUGAAGCCUCGAGACAAGCGAGGCGUGGGCUCCAUUUCUGUCGCAAGUGUUGGCAGCAAUGGGCAGGUCCGCAAGCCUGACAAGAACACGGCCGACAGGCAGAAGAAAAUGGGGGUGAAAGAUGAUGCUGGGGGCACUUGCAAGGAGCAGUCUUGUGGUGACAAGCCACCCAAGAGCGACCGCUCAUCUCCUCACGGUUCCUCCGUCGCCCGCUCCAACGGAGACGGCAAGAGCAAAGUGCGAGGGGUCCCCCAGAGCUUUGGCUAUGUGAAGCGGCCCACGAAUGGCUGUGGUGGUGGCAGUAGCAGUGGCAGCAAGAGCGAGCUGCGCACUGCGCAGGUCUCUGCGGUGCCGCGCACCAAGCUCAAGGUGUCUGGGGGAACGCAGACUUGCACCACCGACCUUCACCACCACCACCACUAUAAGUCAUAUUCCUUGACAGGGCCAUCAGCAAGCCAGCUGUCCCAGAAUGUGCGGGACCGCCUGCUGCUGGGGUCCCAGUCCCUGCUCAAGCCGGGGCCUGGCGGGGACUAUGCUGGCUUCUACUACCGAGGCCAGCCUCGGGUGAUGAAGCCCACGGAUGGCUCUCUCUCCGACACGACCUACUCCAACUAUGCGGACGUUCAGAACUACUAUGCCAACAGUAGUCCCUACAGCUCCUGGCUGCGACACAGUGCGACCUACACUGCCUCCUUGCCCACCAGAGCCAGCUCAGGUGGGCUGGCGGAGGCAGACAGCGUGGAGUCUCUGUGCUCCUUGCCGGCGCAGCUGCAGCAUCGCGCCAGCCUCACCCACGCCAGGCUGCUCGUGCACCAGCGGGAGAGCAGCGCCUCCCCGGGACCUCGCCUCAACCGCAGCAGCAGCAUCAGUCUGUUCAGGUCAACAAAAUCAGAAAAGAUGUACCCAUCGAUGCUGCAACGCUCUGAGGAGAUGGACGUGUAUUACGGGAUCCCCCUGCACACAAUGACCGUGGGUCACUGCAAUAACCAGCACACGUCGCAGCCCACCAGCCCCACCCCCAGCCAGGUGUCUCAGAACACUGCUGCUUCCAGGUUUAACAAUCCAAUGUCACCGAUCACCUCAUCAGCUUCCACUCAUGGCUUGAGUCGGGCUGGCUAUACUACUUAUUCCGGCAUGCUUUCCAAAGCUAACUCAAAGGAUGAUGAAGUUCAUGGCUCAUCUGUCAGCCUGGUCUCCACGGCAUCGUCUCUGUACAGCACGCCAGAAGAGAAGCAGGCUCAUGAAAUACGAAAGCUUCGGAGAGAACUGCAAGAUGCCCAGGAGAAAGUGCACACUUUGACCAAUCAACUCUCCACAAACGCUCAUGUUGUGUCAGCAUUUGAGCAGUCUCUCUCUAACAUGACCCAGCGAUUGCAGCAUCUCACGUCAACUGCCGAGAGGAAGGACUCUGAAUUGUUGGAACUGCGACAGACGAUAGAACUUCUGAAGAAGCAAAGUGUGGAGGCAGGUCUGACAUCCGCUCACAUUCAGAGCAUGUCUCCUUCACUGGCAAGGCGACACACCAUAAACACCAGUGGCACUGUUACGUCAGAUGGCAGUACUAAUAAUGGGAACAUGUUCCGCCAACUGUCCGCAGACUCGGUUUCAAGUAUUAACUCGCUGUCCUCCGUGUGUAGUCUCACCAGUACCCCACAAGCACUAGACAUUUCAUCUGCCUACAAGAAAAAGAAAAAGGGUUGGCUACGGAGCUCAUUCAGCAAAGCGUUUUCGAGGUCCAAGAAGAACAAGAAUGGUUCUGUAUCUGACGUGGAAGACUCUCGUGCGCUGAACUCGGAUAUCUCAGCCCCCUCUUCUCCCUUGCUCAACAACCCGCACCACAUCAAUGGGCCUCAGAUCAAAGGCAGUCAGUCUUCUUCUGCGAUUUAUGAGAAAGAUGCAAAUGAUACAAAGAAGACAGACAUGGUAGAAGAACUAAAGAAGCAAUUAAGAGAGAAGGAUUUGGUUCUCACUGACAUUCGUCUGGAAGCUUUAAGUUCUGCUCACCAGUUGGAAUCCCUCAAAGAGACUGUCAUAAAAAUGAGGAAUGAAAUGCUGAACCUAAAGCAAGAUAACGAGCGACUUCAGAGGAUUGUAACCAGCAAGUCUUUGACUUCAUCUCAGAGCUCUCUGCCUCACACGGACAGUUUGGAGAGGAGGUUCAGCAUGACAGAUAACCCCAUGCUACCUGUUUCAGACUCUGAUGGGAAGCGAGUCAUGGUGUCUGUGCUGUUGGGCUCUCACGGCAGUUAUCAGAAGUACAUGGAGGAGAAGGGUUACCAAUCGGAGUGCAUGAUUGCAUCAAUGUCCCUCGGCUCGAAGACCAAGUGGGACAUGCUGGACUGUCAUAUCAGAAGACUGUUCAAGGAGUACGUCCUUCAUGUGGACCCAGCUUCUAAUCUGGGGCUGAAUGCUGAGUCCAUAUGGAGCUACCACGUGGGUGAAGUGGUGCGCUACAAAGAGAGCCCGGCGCCAGAGCUGUUGCCCUGCGGCUACAUCGUCGGGGACACGCAGCACAUAUACAUCUGCCUUAAAGGGGCAGUCCACAGCGGCAGCCUCGAUGCACUGUCCUUCGAAACAUUGAUACCAAAGUCUAUCGCCCAGAGGUACAUAUCACUGCUGAGCGAGCACCGAAGGAUAAUCCUGUGUGGUCCGAGUGGAACUGGGAAGUCUUACCUGGCCAACAAGCUGGCGGAGUUCCUGGUGCUUCGUGAUGGCAAGGAAUCCACAGCAGAGUCGAUAGCCACGUUCAAUGUUGACCACAAGAGCAGCAAAGAGCUGCGACAGUACCUUACGAACGUAGCAGAGCAGUGCGAGAGCUCAGCUUCGGACCUGCCGUCAGUGAUAAUCCUGGACAACCUACACCACGCUGCCUCUCUGGGAGAAGUGUUCAACGGCCUCUUGAACGCCAAGUAUGCCAAGUGUCCCUACAUUAUAGGCACCAUGAACCAGGCCACCUGCUCAACCACCAACCUGCAGCUUCAUCACAAUUUCAGGUGGGUGCUGUGUGCCAACCACAUGGAGCCUGUGAAAGGCUUCCUGGGGAGGUACUUGCGCAGGCGUCUUCUCGAGUCUGAGGUGCAGCACGGCUCUCGCAGUCUUGACAUGGCGCGCAUCCUCGACUGGAUCCCUCGUUGUUGGCAGCACCUCAACAAGUUCCUAGAGACCCACAGCUCGUCGGACGUCACAAUAGGUCCUCGGCUGUUCCUUUCGUGUCCCAACGACCCGGAUGGUUCCCAAGUGUGGUUCACGGACCUGUGGAACUACUCGGUGGUGCCGUACUUGAUGGAAGCCGUUCGAGAAGGACUGCAACUGUACGGCCGCCGUGCGCAAUGGGAGGACCCUACCCAGUUCAUCUACCAGACGUAUCCGUGGACCAACGAUGCUGUGCACGGCGGGAAGGAAGCAUUGCUGAGGCUUCGACCUGAGGAUGUGGGCUACGACGUGCAGCAGUGUGGAGGCGUGGGCGGCAGCAGCACCAAGACCAUGAGCUCCACGCAGAGCGACACUGAUGGAGAUCCACUCCUGAACAUGCUGAUGCGACUCCAGGAAGCAGCAAAUUAUUCCAGUCCGCACAGCAACGACUCUGACUCGAUUAGUCUCGACUCGCACUCAUCAGGUGGCCACCUGGAGGAAAAAGUGAGCUCAAAAGUGGAGUCGACGCUCUGAUACAAUGUCAAGGCUUCAGAAAUGCUGUCCUGAAGCUCACAAGUUAUAAGGAAAUAACUUGUCCACACAUUGUGCUUUGUUACUCUGGUACUCUCAUGUGCAUCAUCACCUUCUUAGCUGGAAAAUGAUUUCCUUUCAAUAAAUGCAUUAGCUGUGCCUUCUGCUUGGAAUGUUACGUAUUUAUGAUGCAUUUUAUCUCCACAGUGAAGCAAAAUAUCGUAAUGGUGACACUUGAAGCUAUCCAAGAAAAUACGUAGUCAAGUGGUAAUGCACAUGUUGAGUAUUGAUUAAUAUUUUUCUCUAUAAAAAAACUCAUUUCCACCCAAUGCCUUCAUAUUAAUAUUUCAGGACCAUUCUAUUUUUUUUGUAUGGUUACCCUAAUGAACUACAUCUAAAAUAUUGUAAAACUACUAAGAAUUUACUUAAGGAACUUAACAAAUUUUAGCUUAUUAACAAAUAAAAGUUCUUAAACAUGUCAAAUCAUAUGUGUUUAUAGAUGAGUUAAAAUUUUUGAGCUUUUUAGGGAAGAAAACUCCUAAACUGGGAGUUAAUUAUUGCUGGAAAAUAAAUACCAGUUUAAAUUUUGAUGGAUUUUUUUGACUAAUAGAAAAUAGCCAUGGUUAAAAAGAAAAAGUUAUUUGGUUUUGUGUUGCAGUGUCGUAAGACGUAGUGGGUGUGCGUGGUACAUCAGACCAUUAUCACCACACACCAUAACAUUAGAGCUGGUUUGUACAAAGAUGCACCUAAGCCUUACUUCAUCACAUGUUUAAAUGUAGUUUGUAACACAUUCCUUAUUGAUGUGGAAACCAUUAAACAAUUGCUGCAGAAAAAAAUAUUAAGUUUGAACUGGUUUUUGUGUGCAAACUUCGUGCUGCAUUCUUUAUUAGGUGUGUGUGUUCGGCCAUCUGUCUCUGCUUUAUCUUGUAUUGAAUAUUAACAGCAAGUGUCUUUAGUUUAGUUUUUCAAACUUUAUAUCUGUUCACAAAUUUUUACAAUUUGAGGAGUCAGAACUUCACAGAGUACCAGAGCACAUUGUGAACUGGGUAUCAGACUAUUAAUUGCCAGUGCCAAAGAAUCUAGGUAUUAGUAAAUUAUGGUGGGAAAGACAUAAGUAGUUAUUUCAUUAUUUUAGAUAUUUGUCAGUGCCUUAUUGUAUGAUUUUAUUACUCUAUUGUACAGUUAUGGUUGAUAACUAUAAAGUGUCUGUUAUUGGAUUUAAAAUAAAGUAUAUUGUCUGACUGACUUUUAAGGCAGUAAAACAUUUAUAAGGUUUUAAUUUCUCUCUUUUCUUUUUGAUGCUUACUUUAUAAGAAAUUGCAAUUGUUAAAUUCUAAAUUACAUUAUGUUUUGCUUUCAUACACUAUAGUAUUUCAUAUAGCAUUAAUUUUGUAAUAAUUGGAUUAGCGCGUGUGUAUCACCAAUCAGAUUCCAUCCAUAGUUCUUGUAUGUGACACAGAUUUUAUUAUUUUGUUUUAUGUGUUUUUAAAAAUUUGUUCCACCUGAGUCAUGUGUCAACAUUUCAUGCACAGUUUAUUAGAAGGAGAUAGUAGAUAGUUGAUAGUUCACCUGUAAACAGUUAGAUUAUAAGAGUAUAUAAUUCACCUAAUUGAUGCUGAUGUAGAAAGUUUAUAAUGGAAAGUAAACUUAAUAGCUUCUAGAUAGAUGGAACUUUUAUGUGAAGAGAUUAAAAUUUGUCAGAGCUAACCAAAGUACAUAAAACAUAAUGAGAGGCUGACACUAUUAUGUAAGGGGACAUGAGUUUGAUGUGGUAUUUUCCACACACAUUCGUGAUAUAUUAAUAGGAACUGAAAUUUUAUAAGUGGCAGUGUUGUAGUUUCAUACUGCUUCAUCGCAGUGUGUAAAUCUCUAAUGGUUGUGGAUAAUUUUUUGAAGUUUGUAUAACAAUUUAACAAAGGUUGUUUAAGUGUGUUAAUUUUUUGAUAUUAUUUUGGAAGUAACUAGCUCAAAUGUGGAGCCUUCUCUGUUGACUCUAGAGUACAUCUUUUAUACCGUAUACACUUGUGCAAGUGUCCGUACUGUAUCUGUAACCUGUAACUAUAGCAUUUGUAUUCUACAGAAAUCUCAAGUUUUAUGGUAACAUGUAUGUAAAUAGCCAGUAAUUAUGUUCUUGUAAUGGUGCCAAAAAAUUUACUUUCAAACAUUAAAAUUUAAAAUUCAGCAAAUUUUUUUUUUAGAACCCUAAAAUAUCAUUUGAAUAUGUGAUUGUAUCUUGCUUUUUUAUGGUAUGGUUUGUACACUAAGUUAGAAGCAGCAGUUAGAGGUGUCAUCAGUUAUGGUGAAAGCACUGACCACAGUGUGUGACUUUAAUCAGUAUUCAUCAGACUCCACUCUUAAUGCCUUAGUAGUAGUUAAGUUUUCUCUUCCUGUGUGUGUGAACUGUGAAUGUCAUUCAUUGUGCAUUAGCAGAGACAAGAUUUUAUGGUUUUAUUUUCAGGCCAUAUUUUUUUUAAAAACAGGUUUUGGAAUUAUUGUUUUUAUUUUUUAUAAAAUCUUUUUAUUAAAAUAAUAUAUAUCAUUCAAGGAAAUUGUUACUUUAAUGUUCCUUGAUAUUAAUUUCUCCAAAAAGUUUAAUUUUGACCGAAAAAUGAUGCACAUUCUCAAUAUAAUGUUUAGUAGUAAUAAAAUAAGCAUGUCUAAUGUUUUGAAACAAAUAAAAAAAAAAAUCUUAAGUAUUUUUGUAUUUGAAAAUUUUUCUAAGGUUGUAAUGUAAAUAUGAGUAAAAAAAAACAGUUGCAAGAUUGUAAAAAAGUAAACUUUUUCCAAUCUUUUUUUUUAUUAAAUUGAUGUACGAACGUCAUACUAAAUAAAUUACUUUAAUUUAAUUUAAAAUUUGAAAGGUUAGAUAGCUGUCAUUAGCAUUACGUUUUUAUUCAAAAUGCUGAUUAGUUUCAAGAUUUUAAUUGCAUUUUGGUGCUUUGUGGUGAAUUUCGGUGUUAUGUGGUAUAUUGACAUGCUUUUUAUUUCAUUUCAUUUUAUUUUGUCCAGUAAAUACAGUACAGUAGAACCCCGAUUUAACGAAGUGCUAUGGUUACCGAAAAUGUUUACUCUAAAUCGAUGUUUCGUUAAAUCCGAUUUACCGAUUUUUAAUGACCCCCCGCACCCAUAAUCGCGUCCCUACGUUUCCAUAUCGUAGACAGGGUCGACGCUGAUAUCUUGUGCUGCCGUGCUAUCUCAGACUUUGUCAACUUUCCAUCUUAAACGUUUUUGAUCUCGCUCGUACGGCCCCCGGUUCGUACGUACACCUCAGUCGUACGUACAUAUUUUCAGAAACCGUGAAAAAUUGGGCAAAAAAAUAUGAAAAGUGUAAGAAAUACAUUAAAGUUUAUUAAAAUAAAGUCGCAACCUGCAGCGUUUAUAACAUAUACGAGCUACAUACACAUUGCGUCACAGUAAAAUAUUUAAAAAAAAUGGCCGCACAUUGAUGGAAAUUUACCGCCCAUAGCGCGCCGUACGCGGAGAAAGGUAAUUAAUUGUACGCGGUCAGCUGUUGUUACGGCGCGGCGUAGCCGCCGGCGGGCUCUCUCUGUUCGCUGAGCUGCGCAUGCGCAGUAUAACUCACUCAACACACCGCCCAGACUCGUGACCUUCCAUCAGCAGCCAGCCAAUAGACGCGAGCUUAGCGGGAAAAAAAAUAAAAGCUCCACCGCCUGUGUCCCAGUUUUGUCCAGUUCUAAUACCAGUAACAUAAACGAAUCGUAAAAAAAACGUAACAAAGCCGAUAUCCAAAAACAGUAAAUAAAGUCAUGUACAGUAGAAUCCCGCCGAUGCACGCGGCAGUGUCUAGCCGAGCUCGGCGCGUCCACUAUCGCACGAAAAGCCGUCUCAGCUGUCAUGUUAUCUUACCCGCCCGCACGAAAAGCUGCUGUGGUAGCUUCUGCGAGAGCGUAAGAAACUCGUCCGGCCAGGCUGGCGGUAGCGGCGGUUUGACGUCAUACGUAACGUGAUGCUUACCUCUCCCAUCCCCUGCUAAUUCUUCAAGGCUCAUCCCUCCCAGAGCCACAAACCAUGUAAAAACACCCCCUCCCCUUUUACCAAUUAACAUUUCAACACAUUCCCUCCCUUAUUUCAACCUUCUGCGUGAGAAACUGUCAGCAUCCUCCUCCCCUCCCACACAGCGUGCGACAAAAGCCAGGUUGUAUAGUCCAUUCUCGGUAAAAUAAAUAUAUUUAAGUGCUUAUACGACUGUCCUUCGCCAUUAAUAAAUACUUUAUAAGUUUAAGUUAUUAUGAUAAAAAAAAUUAUUAGUCACACAGCAGUUUCUGCUGAAAAAUUACUGAUACCUUUAUUGAAUAGAAACAUUUAGCAGGGCCGUAAUUAUAUUUAUUUUAAUGCAUAGUUACUUUUACAUCUGUAUUCCAACUUUUUUUUUUUUUUUUUUUUUUUACGCUGCGAAGAGACGUGGAAAAGAUAAUUGCUUGAGCUGUCAAAAUAAACAUCGCUGACGGCAAAGCCGGGAGCGCAUCCUGUCGGUCUGUCGCUGUGAUUAUCUACUCCAAAAACAUGUCACAGCAUUUCAGGAUAGCAUUGUUUUUAUAUCUUUCGUUUAUAGCCGAAUGUUUUCUACCUGAUCCACACAAGUUCCUUUGAAACGUUUUGAACGAAAAUAAUCAGCCGGCUAGCAUAGCCGAACUCGCGUGACGCGAAUUCAUUUAGCGCGAGUAUUUUAUGUAUUUGGAUAUAUUUGGGGGGAGGAGGGGGGGGGGAGUAAGAAUUGGCCCGAAAUCUCUAUUGCGACCAUUCCAUUUAUAAGUCCGUUUUUUCCGGAAACCGUGAGUGCUCGCAUCAACGGGAUUCUACUGUACCAAUUAAAAAGCUAAGCAGGUCGUCAACAGGCAGUGAAGUCAAUUCCAAUCGCAAUCUGUAGUCAAAAUCCAAGAAGAAAAGCAAAAAAUCGAAGUCCGAACAGCACUUAUAAAAAAUGCAUUCCAAACACUAAACACCGCGCACAAAGCUCUUGCUGAGAAUAAUGAUAAUGGCGUAUUGGUGUGACGUGGUCACAAGUUGAAAAAACCUGGAGGAUGGGAAAGGGAAUAUUUGGAAACGUGUGAUUAUUGGCUAGCACUGUUACUAUGCGGGCGUGAUUGAAAGAUAACGUGGUGAGUCAAGCCAGUGAUAAGGGAUGGGGAGGGGGAGGGGGAUGCGGACAAAGAAACCCUUCAUGACGUCAUGUGUCGCGGACAGUCUAUCUAUCCAGGCGCACGCAAUGGCACGCACCUACGCAAUUCAGUUACAGCGCCCGGAGUUUUUAAGCAAUUUGAACAAUUUUUUUAUAUUUUUUCUUGUUUGGACAGAUGAUGCAAAGGCACAUAUUAAUAUAUAGUACCUCCAUUCUAUUACUGACACCACAGAGUGUAUUUUUUAAUAAGUUUCUGUUACAAUUUACUUUCAUUUUUUGGAAAUCUAUAUUAUUAUUUUAAUAAAUUGGUGUUUUUUGAUGGUUCCUAGAAACCUUUACGUUAAAUCGCUGUUUUCGUUAAAUCCGAGUUCGCAAAAUCGGGGUUCUACUGUAUAUAUGUUUUGCACAUCACCGUAUUGUCUGUGUUAUUUUGGUUUUAUCGCAAUAUUCACCAUAUAAUCUUGUCCCUAUGCAUUAUGUAUUAGCUUGCAGUUGGUUCCUUCUAUCACUUGUUUGUCUUAUUAUUAUGUGCAUGUUACAAUGUAUACACAGUUAAUCUUCUCAUUUUACUCAAAAUGUCAACCAAUUAAAUUUAAUUAUUUAAUUAAAUUUGAAUUAACAUUUCAUUUUUAUUAUGUUUUCUUCCUAUUCCCAUCAGAUCUAUGUAGUCGUACUUUUAUUCACCUAAGUACCAAAAGAGUAGUUUUCACACCAGUUUUGUGUCAACUCCUUUGUGUUGAAGCAAAAUGUGAUUUACGUAACUAGUGCGAGAAUGUAUGCCUUACAUAAUUAUCGGUUUAUGGAAUAUAUAAUGAAAACAGAUAGUUUAAAUAUUUCCAAUUAAAACUUUUUUUUGGUAAAUAUUUGGGCUCUUUUUUUUUUUUUAAAUUUAAUAUUAGUAGUAAAAUCAUCAGAGCUUAUUCACAUUUUGCCUCACAGCUACUAUAACUUUUCAAGGUUCAUGAUUAUUUUUCAUUAUUUUUCAUUAUUUUUCACAUUGCUUUAUUCAUGACUCAUGAUUCUUCACUUUCGAUUUCUGUUUUCAUCUUUCAAGCUGUUGUACAAGAUAAGCUUUAAGAUUUUUCAUGUAGAAAACAUAGGCUUUGUCUUUUGAAACUACUGUUCCAUCUCAUGCCUGCUAGUCAUUAAUUUUUAAUAAUUUUACAGAAUGGUGCUGCCAUUUGUAAAGUUGUGAGAGUUAAAUUAUUGUAUGUAGGACAACUGUAGCUACUGCUUUUAACUGUCCUUGUUACUUAUGUAUUUAAUACAUUAAUGUGCUUUAAUUUUUUUUGUUGUCCAUAUUUAUAUACCAUAGUAUAAAUAAUUUUGUUACUUUUUUACUUGAAUGGUAACUUAUUUAAUAUGUAUUCUUUUAUAACAUGCAAAUAAAAUUUUUUAAUCUGUGAA